Messenger RNA from Carassius auratus (goldfish), 1588 nucleotides. RefSeq lists its product as uncharacterized. The record is from RefSeq and is a predicted model, not a curated record. Gene Ontology annotation, cellular component: membrane; extracellular region. Gene Ontology annotation, molecular function: lipid binding. Gene Ontology annotation, biological process: lipoprotein metabolic process; lipid transport. Lineage: Eukaryota; Metazoa; Chordata; Actinopteri; Cypriniformes; Cyprinidae. The transcript has 4 exons. Bases 279 to 1220 code for a protein of 313 amino acids.
AGAAGUUCGUGUUUUAACCUCAGUCGGGUAGAUUUACGCCAUGUUUAUUUUGUUUUAGGAAAACUGUUUAAAACUAAGUUGUAUGGAUUAGUUAUCUUCGUGUAAUCCACAGUUUAACCGUUUCAGCGCAUAAAGUUCAGGUUCAUCGCAUUGUUGACGAGGAGACGAAACGCAAAAUAAUUUCGAUCAAGACUGCAACAAGGUCGGGUUUAUUCAUUGACUGGGUCCGUUAAUAUAAGGGUUUGAAUGAUCUGACAGCACGUCUCUGAUUGGUCACCAUGUCGAGAGACAGUAUGCAAAUGCAUCUCCAUCAGAGUGACUCUGACUCCAGUGAUGACAGCAUGGGCAGUCCUCCUUUAAUGUCAUCCACAAUGAAACCACAGAGACGCCGACACAGUGUGGACGAACAGACUGAAGAACUAUCUGACAUUAUUCAUCUCAGAGAAGAAUUGAACAGACUCCAUGAGGAAAUUACUCCUGAAUGCAAUCAGCAUAUAAAGAAAAUGACUGAAAUUGUCAAUGAGUUUGAAAAAGAUUACAGACAUGCUUUUUAUGAUAAUAUACGAAGAGGUGCUGGAAUCGGAAUGAGAAUCGGAUUCUAUGGCAUGGUUUUAGGAUUAGCUUUAGCUCCCUUUACUUUUGGGGCUUCUGUCAUUGCCGCUGGAUUAGGUGCUACUGUUGCUGCAGGUGGUGCAAUUGUUUUUAUUAUUGGAGAAUUCAAGAAAAAACAGCAGGGGAAAAAAUCAAGGCAAACCAUAGAAAAAGAACUUGAGGAACUUCAGUAUAAAAUCAGCCCUAUUAUUAACAUGCUAGAGAAGAUUUAUGAUCGUGCUCAGGAAAUACUGAGAGACCCUACACUAUCAGAGCACAAAGUUAAUGCACGAUGUGAACGUUUUUCCUCCUCCUUUGAAAAAACACAGCUCUUCCAGAGAGAUAGGAGUAGAGCAGUGGGUGCACAGAAAGAUUUGACUGGAGAUCUGUCAGAAACUUUUGCUGAGAUGAGUUCUGUGCUUAAAAUUCUGGAAGAGAUCAUCGAAGACAAAGAGGAGCAAAAUGACAAUGACAACCUCAAAGAAACACCCGCAGAUAAACAAAUAGAUGAAAAGGAGUUCAAGAAAAAAGCAGAGACAUUCAUUGAUGAAAUGAGGAAAGGAAUUAAUCAGUUACAGAAUGUCAUGAAUGAAGUUGAUCAAAUAAAACAAAGAAUAUCAAAUAACUGAAUACAAUCUGAUGAAAUAAAACUAUUUGAAGAGUUGAGACACAACUUGUUAUUCCAUCAGCUGACAGAAAACAACUUACAACAUCUGAAUGUACUGAACGAUAGAAACAUCCAAUUAUCCCACAGUGAUUAAUGUUAUAAAAACUUACCUAAAACUUAUAUCAGGUCUAUCAGUUAUGUCAGAAUUAUAUGUUUAAUAGCUAUACCUGAUGUGCCGAAACUUACAGUUGCUACAUUGAUUUUGCUCUGCAUUAUUUUUUUAUGUAUAUACUUUGCUUUAUUUUUAUUAUUAUUAUUGUUUAAACUUUUAUUACGCUAAGAUGUAUUAAAAUGUUCACACAAAAAUAAUUACAAACAGAAUAAAGUAAU